Messenger RNA from Hemicordylus capensis (graceful crag lizard), 6797 nucleotides. It is a transcript of the gene NEK10, whose product is annotated as NIMA related kinase 10. Lineage: Eukaryota; Metazoa; Chordata; Lepidosauria; Squamata; Cordylidae. Gene Ontology annotation, molecular function: protein binding; protein serine/threonine kinase activity; ATP binding. The coding region runs from base 221 to 3697 and encodes 1158 amino acids. The transcript is spliced from 37 exons. Gene Ontology annotation, biological process: protein phosphorylation. The record is from RefSeq and is a predicted model, not a curated record.
UGGUUAGGGCGUUUGUCAGUUGGCACGCUGCAUGCGGGUGUCGGAGAAGGAGGGUUGCUUUGAUUAAAAGGAGAGGGGUGUGAUAAUCUGGAGAGCUGCAGAGGUGCCGGAAUUGGAGCUGCACGCAGGGGUGGGCCAGAGGGACUCCGUGGAGCAGUGAGCCCUCCUCUCCCUGUGGGCGACACAUGAUGUGUUAAUUCUGAUGCCUUGAUGUUAUACAAUGCCUGAUCAACAUAAGAAGGUGAAGACCACAGAGAAGGCAACAGACACCAAACCUCAAGGGGAUUUUUCUGAUCUUAAAAGGCUUCUGGCACUUCUCAAUGUUCAGUCAAGUAAGCAACAGCUGCCAGCUCUUAACUUUGAAAGUGCUAAAAAUAGCAUGACCAAGACUGAGCAGUACUCCAGCAACACUUGUGGUGAGAGAUGUAGAGGUCAAUGGCAAGAAUCGACAGAAGCAGUUGAACUUGAAAACUUUAGUAUGAAUUACAAAAAUGAGAGAAAUUUUAGCAAACAUCCUCAACAAAAGUUGUUUCAAGAUAUCUUCACAGCUUUGGUUAAGAACCGGCUUAUUUGCAGGGAAUGGGCUAAUAGAGCUUCAUCGGUUCAUUUUCUGAGAGUUUUAAUUUGUGUACGAUUAUUAAUGAGGGAUCCAUGCUAUCAGGAAGUGCUUCACAAUCUGAGUGGGAUUGACAGCUUAGCACAGUAUAUGGAAAUUGUAGCAAAUGACUAUCUUGGAUAUGGAGAAGAACAGCAUAAUGUAGACAAAUUGGUCAACAUGACAUAUAUUUUUCAAAAACUAUCUGCUGUUAAAGAUCAAAGAGAAUGGGUUACAGACAGUGGAGCACAUAAAACUUUGGUAAACUUACUUGGAGCUAGAGACAAUAAUGUCCUACUAGGUGCAUUACUUGCUCUCACUAGCUUAGCAGAGAGUCCUGAAUGCCGAGAGAAAAUAAGUGAGCUCAACGUUGUUGAGAAUUUGUUGGUGAUUUUGCAUGAAUAUGACUUGCUCUCUAAGCGGUUGACAGCAGAGUUGCUUCGCCUCCUCUGUGUGGAAUCCCAGGUCAAAGAGCAAGUCAAAAUGUAUGAAGGUGUUCCCAUCCUGCUUAGUUUGCUCCAUUCAGAUCACCUAAAACUGCUGUGGAGUGUAGUCUGGAUUCUGGUCCAGGUGUGCGAAGAUCCUGACACCAGUGUGGAAAUUCGUAUUUGGGGUGGUAUCAAACAACUCCUUCAUAUUUUACAGGGGGAGCGAAAUUUAUUUUCUGAUCGUUCAUCUAUUGGAAGUUUAUCUAGUGCAAAUGCAGCAGGGAGAAUCCAACAGCUUCGUUUAUCAGAAGAUUUAAGCCCUCAUGAGAUACAAGAAAAUACAUUCUCCCUUCAAGCAGCUUGUUGUGCUGCAAUUACUGAAUUGGUUCUUAAUGAUACCAAUGCUCACCAAGUAGUUCAGGAAAAUGGAAUAUAUACAAUAGCAAAGCUAAUUUUACCAAAUAAACCACGGAAUGUAGCAAAAGUGAAUUUAUUACAGUGUUAUGCCUUCAGAGCCCUGAGAUUUCUUUUCAGUAUGGAAAGAAACAGACAUCUCUUCAAAAGACUCUUCCCUACAGACUUGUUUGAGAGCUUCAUUGACAUUGGCCAUUAUGUUCGUGAGAUCUGUGCAUACGAAGAGCUGGUAUCAAAGCUAAAUUCAUUACUGGAGGAUGAAGUUAAGCAAAUUGCUGAAAAUAUUGAAAACAUUAAUCAGAACAAAGCACCUACAAAAUAUAUAGGCAAUUACGCAAUAUUAGACCAUCUUGGCAGUGGAGCUUUUGGGAGUGUUUACAAGGUUAGAAAACACAGUGGUCAAAACCUUCUAGCAAUGAAAGAAAUCAAUUUACAUAAUCCAGCAUUUGGAAAAGAUAAAAAAGACAGAGACAGCAGCGUGAAGAAUAUUGUCUCUGAAUUAACCAUAAUUAAAGAACAGCUAUAUCAUCCUAAUGUCGUAAGAUAUUACAGAACCUUCUUAGAAAAUGACAGGCUGUACAUAGUCAUGGAGCUCAUAGAAGGAGCACCACUGGGAGAGCAUUUUCAUUCUUUGAAGGAAAAGCAACAGCAGUUUACAGAAGACAGAAUAUGGAAUAUAUUCAUUCAACUGUGUUUAGCCCUUCGAUAUUUGCACAAAGAGAAGAGAAUUGUACAUAGAGACCUCACUCCAAACAAUAUCAUGCUGGGAGAUAAGGAUCAAGUUACCAUCACUGAUUUCGGUCUUGCAAAACAAAAACAGGAAAAUAGCAAGCUCACGUCAGUUGUUGGAACUAUUCUCUACUCCUGCCCUGAAGUUGUGAAGAGUGAACCAUAUGGAGAGAAGGCUGAUGUCUGGGCUGCAGGAUGUGUCCUUUAUCAGAUGGCAACUCUCAACCCUCCUUUUUACAGCACCAACAUGCUCUCCUUAGCAACUAAAAUAGUAGAAGCUUCAUAUGAGCCAGUUCCAGAAGGUGCUUAUUCUGAAAAGGUAUCAGUUAUAAUUAAAAAGUGCUUGACCCCUGAUUCAGAGAGUCGUCCUGACAUAAUAGAAGUUAGUUCAAUGAUUUCAGAUGUUAUGAUGAGAUAUUUGGAUAGUUUAUCAACCUCCCAGUUUGUCUUGGAGAGGAAAUUAGAACGUGAAAGGAGGCGUACUCAAAGAUACUUCAUGGAGGCCAAUAGGAAUGCAGUGACAUGUCACCAUCAGCUUGCUGUAUUAUCUCAGGAACAUUAUGAGAAAUCAAGCCUCAGCAGCAGUAGCAGCGGAGCAGCCAGUUUAAAAAGUGAAUUUUCUGAAAACACUGACCUUCUGUGUGAAAACUUUAACCCAUCCUCUGGAAAAGAUGAAGAAAAAACCUGUGAUGAAACCCUGUCGGACGAUAACUGCACUUUAGAAAACUCAGAAAAAGAUGUCUUCUCAGAAUUAGAUUAUGAACUGGAUGUAUCGGAUAACUCCAGUAGCGCUAGUUCCAGUCCUCUCAAAGAAUCAGCAUUUGGUAUUCUAAAACGAAGCUUCAGUGCUUCUGAAAGACAACUUCAAGCAAGGCAAUAUAUUGGUAUCCCAGGAUCCAGAACAAGACCAGCUUUGCUGCCCCUUGAUCUGCUUCUGAAAGCACCUUCGCUCAUGUUCAGGGCCCACGUUAAGAAAAUAGAGGACUCGUUAGUAACAGGGUGGAAAUCCCAUAGCCUUCCAGCUGUGAUUCUUCGCAAUCUGAAAGAUCAUGCAUCUGCAGGGAUUGCUGUGUCACAACGGAAGGUGCGUCAGAUCAGCGAUCCAAUUCAACAGAUUCUAAUUCAGCUGCACAAGAUUAUCUACAUCACACAGCUUCCACCAACUUUGCACUGCAACUUGAAAAGAAGAGUCAUUGAGAGAUUCAAGAAAUCCCUAUUCAGUCAGCAGAGCAAUCCGUGUAAUUUGAAAUCUGAAAUUAAUAAGCUUCUCCAAGGUUCUCCAGAGCUUAUCGAGCCUAACCUUUUCACUGCAGAUUGCCACUUGUUGCAUCACUCUUCAGGAGGAAAUAUGUUGGUCCCAGAUGACAGACCAGGUCUUCCUAGCACUUUUGAUAUGGAUGAAGGAAUGACAUAUGAGCAAAUGCAGACUGUGAUCGAAGAGGUUCUAGAAGAAUGUGGAUAUUACAAUUUCACCUCAAAUAGGUAUCAAUAUUAUCCAUGGGGAACAAAGAAUCAUCCAGCUAGAAGAUGAGCACCUGGAAUUCUGACUAGAGUGGCAUGUUUUCUAAUGAGGUCUAACUGCCUUGACUUCAACUGUUAUUGUCAUUGCCAAAGGGACGCACUUUGCUUAAAACACAAGGAAGGCGAAAGCAUUUGGGUGUUUGAAGAAAUGUUGCUUACAAAGUGUCCUCCAAGCAGUAGAACCAUAGCAUAUUACUGUGGCAGUAGGUGUUUGCCAUAUAUUUUUGUCUGUAUGUGCAAAAUGUGGAAAUCCUUCCAGGUGCCUGCAUUAAGAUGACAGCAGCAUGCCUCCCAGUGAAUUCUUGCUGCUUUUAUAUCAUUUUGAAUGGAUUAGUGAACACUCAGGAUUGUUGGCAAUAUAUUUUAAGUUUUAUAGAUUUGGUUACAUCAGAGAUUUAUCUUUUAUAAUAAGAAUAUAUUUUAUAAGGAGAUUAAAAUCAGAAGGCGUAAGGUGGAAGGCAAACAAAUAGUUCACACCUUUACUAUAUCAGAGUUAAGUGGUCUGAAAUAUAUUUGAAGAGAAGACUUAUAAUAAUUGUUAAAUCUCAGAACUGAAACUUAGAUUCUAUAAACAGAUAAGUGGCAGUGUCUAUAUGUAUAUAUGAAAAACUGUACAUUUAUAUUCAGUGUUAUAUACACAUGCACACAGGUAUAGAAGAGAAUAAAUAGCUAAAUGUAACCAAUGUUCUGCUAAUUUGAUUUGUAGCACAAUGCACUUUGGAAAAAUAUACACAUUUCUAGAGAUACAGGUAAAGUAAGAAAGUGGAGUUCCUUGAUUCAUUGUUACUUUUUCUUCUAUUUUGCCACCUUUUCAGAGAUUUCAGUGAAUAAGGAGCCAGUGUAUGAUACUUAAUGGUAGCUAUUGACCCUUUAAAGGAGACUGCAUGUAAUGUGUACAUAGUGGUGCUGUUUCUGCAGUAGAAUGUAUACUACAUACCCAAACUAGUAGACAGUGUAAUAGUAUCCAUUAUAUAUGAUACUCUAGUUAAACAGGAUAGAGUAGUUCAGGCAGAAGUGAUGAGUGCAAUUCAGAGAAGCCUCUUCUAAGUGGUAAGAAACCUAUUCUAAACCAUCCCAGUUUAAUGCCAACAACAUGACUGGAUUUAAGACCAGCCCCAAAGGACCAUUUGAAAUCUAGACAAUCUAGACAUCAUUCAGCAAAGACUUGUCAGUGAGUUAUUUUAGAGCUGCUUCACACUGCAGAAGGGAGCCCAGCUAUAGUGGUGGUAUCACAGUAUUGACAUGAUAAGCAUAAGGGAAGAUGCAUAAGGAAGAUGCAGAUCCCCAAAUGCUUGUGGCACCAUCUGCAGGCAGUGAUUUGCCAGGCUCCUUGGUGUGGGUCAAUUAUGUGUUUGAAAGUGUACGUCUCUCAUUUAUACUUUAUUGUUCACCAUGACAAACACCAGUUGACCUGAGCAACUGUAUAAAGUUAGGAGUGUGCACGAAACACAUUUUACAUCAUGUGCUUGGAACGGACUGCAAAAUGCACAGAACAUUCUGUCGGAACAACUGGUCGAGCUGGUUGUUCUGACGGAACAGCGCCAUUCUGUUGGAACAUUCUGGCCCUCUUCUGGUCUCUGCACAUGCAUGGUAGCCAUUUGUGUGGUGGUGCAAAUGGCCACCGUGAGUGUGGAGAAGCUAGAAGACUGUCAUUUUGGAUUCCAAAAUGGCUCUUGGAAUGGGUCAGAAUAUUCCACUUCAGAACGGAUUAUUGUGUUCCAAGCACAAAACAGGCUGCCUUCUGUUUUGAGCUCUGAACACUAACAAUGGCCCAUUUCGAGGAGGAAUGUUCCAACCACAGAACAUUCUGCACAUCCCUAGUAUAAAGUAUGAAACAACAAAUCAUAGAUGGCAAACAGUUCAGCCAACAUAAGGUGGAUCACAGCAUUUUAUGUGAAAACCACUGUAAUUCUGGUGGUUGCUCAGAAAUAGAAGCACACAAAACACUCUUGGAAUAAUAGUAACUGCACUUUUGUGUAUCUGCCAACAAUUGCUUGAAUCCAAAGAAACAUGGGUAAAAUUCUCUUCACACAGUCGGGCUUUCCCAUCCAUCCUUGCCACUGUAGUCCCUUACAUGUUCCUCCCCACUUCAAGCUACUUUGGAAGGUCAGGAGGGCAUCCCAACCAAUGCUGAGGAAUAUGAAUCAGCAAAAGUGGGUUAAAUGGAAUUCCCCAUAUAUGUAUAAAGCCUCUCUCUCCCACCCUGCCACUGCAAUCCCAACCCCUCUAAUUAUAGUUAAGGGGUUAUAAUUAUAAUAGAGCUACCUCGGUUGCUUCCCCAGAAAUAUACCAAAGCAUAGUUCACCAUAGUUCACCAUUCUUUCAUCUUAAGUCAGCCAUAUGGCAUACCACCAUAAAUUUCCAUGAAGCUCUGCUUCAUGCUAUUGCAAUGAACCUAGGAACCUUUGCAUAGGUAUAAUUUCAUUUCCAAUGUAUAUUGCCAUUAAAAAACAUAGACCAAAGUCUAGGAUAAUGAUACUGGAUUUAAAGGUACCAUCUGCAGCGCUCUGUAAUGUAGGAGCCAUUUUAAAGUGUGAUUACACAUUUUGAUAUUGCAAAUAAUAAAGUAUGCUGAUUGCUAACAAAAAUAAAUUUAAAAUGUGUGUAAUUAUACUGACAACCUUCAAAACUCAGCAUUCGUCAUCUUAGGAAUUUCAAAGUAAUCAUGGCAUCUUACUAUUUUUAGAACACAAGACUCCACAAUCACUGGGGAGCAUUAAAAUUUGCAUUUGUAAUGGCUUCUAUUUUCAAGUACCAUCGGAUGGAGGGAGGGGAGACUUCUAAGCAGAAGGCCAUCAAAUUUUGAUUGUAGUUUUGCUUUCAGACAUUGUUACUUUGUAUUUACAAGAAAUUGCAAGUCCCAGUUACUUCCAUUUGCAGUUGAACUUGAGUUGCUAUUCCUACGGCCAUUUUGUUUUCCAAAGUUGGCAGGAAAUAAGUGGCCUCUUUAUACUUUGUUCCUCUAUAAAUAUUUUGCUUUGAAGUAUUUUAGAUAACACCCCCCCCCCAACUUAAUUUUAAUGGUAUGCUAUGUCAGUUGAUACCUGAAUGUUUUAUUUCUCUUUCUGGUAAAUAAAAUAUACUCAUAACCACUGCUAAUUUUAUCACAA